UUUGCCAAAACCUUCAUCAAAAUAAAGAUGAUUUGAUUAACUAUUCUAUCCAAAAUAUCUGAACACCUAUGAAAGUGCUUGUACUGUUGUUGGGAUGUGGUGUAACUCAUGGCAAACACGGCGCUCCUGCAAGCAUCCCCAAAAGCUCUGAUGGGUGUUCAGAAAUCUCCGUGUAUCAGUCCUUCGAGAGACACCUAUCAGUUUCCUCACUUUUCCAGCUUCCUUACAAACCAAAUUUCCAUAAAUUCUGUUAAGAGAAGCUUCAAUAACAGUAUAAAAAUCAAUUCUAAAUGCUGCACGAAGUCCUUCAAUGGAGAAUUUGUGCAAGCUGAGAAGACCCACAUGGAGAAAAAUGUAAUGCAGAAGCAGGGGGACUCUGAAGGACCAGUAAACAAUCAGAAUGAUGCUGUGCAUUGGUCGACGACAGCAGCUUUUUCCGGUGUGGUGGCAUUGGUGCCAUUUCUGGUUGAUCCAGAGAAAGCUCUUGCGGCAAGUGGAGAGUUUGGAUUAUUGGAGGGUCGUUCUGCAGCUUUGAUCCACCCCAUUGCAAUGGGUUCUUUGUUUGUUUAUACUUUGUGGGCUGGCUAUCUUGGAUGGCAAUGGCGAAGAGUCCGAACUAUUCAGGAUGAAAUCAAUGAGUUGAAGAAGCAAGUGAAGCCCCUGCCCAAGGAAGAAAGCGAUGCACCUGCUCCCCCUUCACCCAUACAGACAAAGAUCCAGCAGCUCACUGAGGAGAGGAAACAACUGCUCAAGGGCUCAUUCAGAGAUAGACAUUUUAAUGCUGGCUCAAUUCUGCUGGGAUUUGGAGUUCUGGAGGCAGUAGGUGGAGGUAUCAACACAUGGAUGCGAUCUGGAAAGCUUUUCCCAGGACCUCACUUAUUUGCAGGAGCAGGUAUUACUGUUUUGUGGGCCUUGGCUGCUGCUCUGGUUCCUGCAAUGCAAAAGGGAAAUGAUGUUGCAAGGAGCCUCCACAUAGCCUUAAACAGUGUCAAUGUUGUACUUUUUAUUUGGCAAAUACCAACUGGCAUUGAAAUAGUUUUGAAGGUUUUUGAGUUUACAAAAUGGCCUUGAAGAUGAUUGAAUGCUAGUGUACAUCAAAAUUGAUUGAACAUUUAUUACAACAUUUAUUUUCUUACAAAAUGUUUCCUGAAACUUUAAUAGUUUGGAUUCAGUCCUAGAAACGUAGACAAAAUUCGUUGUUUUAUAUGAUUCUUUAAUUUAUUUUA
Cryptomeria japonica (Japanese cedar) is the source of this 1226-nucleotide messenger RNA. RefSeq lists its product as uncharacterized. The transcript is spliced from 4 exons. The record is from RefSeq and is a predicted model, not a curated record. Lineage: Eukaryota; Viridiplantae; Streptophyta; Pinopsida; Cupressales; Cupressaceae. The coding region runs from base 109 to 1071 and encodes 320 amino acids. Gene Ontology annotation, cellular component: chloroplast thylakoid.